UUCUUCUCUCUCUGCACCUCUCAACACCUCAACACAACUCGCAACCAUGGUUAAAUUGGAAGAAGUCAGCAUCGAUCACGUCGAGGAGGAGGAGUACACCGACAGCGAUUCCUCCUCGAUCUUCUCUUCGGACGAAGACGAAGACGACGUUGACAACAUCGAGUCGAUCAUAGAUCGAUUCUGGGCCCUCCAAGACGUCAUCCCUGCAAAGACCCGCAAGUCGAUCUCGGACAAGUGCUCCUCCGUCUAUAGCUGGGGAAAGUACGGUGCCAAAUUUCUCGGCAACUCAGCUUGGGUCUUGACCACAAGUGCAUUGCUCCUGGUCCUGCCCUUGAUGAUCGAGCUUGAGCACGAGCAGGGUUUGAUCGAAUACGAAAAGAUGCAGCAGCAGAGCAGCCAGAUGCUUUCCCAGCCCACUGGUCAGCAGCAAAAGAAGCAGACCUCUGGCAUUGUCCCCCCCGGUUUCUAAGUGCGAUCAGUAGGGACGUUCAUGGAUGCAGCAAGUACAACUGACAAUCACAAUGGCGUCGCAGCUCGCUAAGUGAGUUCGACGAAAGUAAAGGCAAAGGAAAGGGCGGAUCGGGCAGGAUUGAUUCAUGUUAGCCUACAUUCAUUUCGGCAGGGCAGCUGGAUUCGAUUGUCUCGAUCUUUAUUCGCUUUCUUCAGUCUCUCUUCUACUUCAAUUGCCAGCACCAUGGACGCCUUUUUUGUUCCCAUUCUUUUAACUUUCAUCCAACCCAUGUAUGAUGUAUAUUAUCUCAUCCCCAAAUAAAGAUGUACUCGUUUAGAAGCGACGGAUUCAUUUC
Molecule: messenger RNA, 806 nt
Organism: Gamsiella multidivaricata
Lineage: Eukaryota; Fungi; Mortierellomycota; Mortierellomycetes; Mortierellales; Mortierellaceae
Product: mitochondrial outer membrane translocase complex, subunit Tom22
Exons: 2
Coding region: 47-469 (140 amino acids)
Biological process (GO): intracellular protein transport
Cellular component (GO): mitochondrial outer membrane
Source: RefSeq, a predicted model, not a curated record